Amoebophrya sp. A25 is the source of this 1385-nucleotide messenger RNA. NCBI's taxonomy places the organism in Eukaryota, Dinophyceae, Syndiniales, Amoebophryaceae. The record is from the annotation of a GenBank genome assembly.
UCUAUUCUCACAAUUGCUGCAAUUCCUUUCUAACUCUACUUCUAGACUGUCACGCGCAUAUUGUUGUACAAAGUUUAUAGUUUCUCUUUGUCUUUCUUCCCCACGACGGACCCCUUUUCUGCUAAAGAAUUGUAAACAUCACGACCACCUUUCUUGUAUUACAAGAACAACAACGAGAACUACGUCGUUUAUACUUCUCCUUCUGAACAACUAUAAUAAACAAGUUGUACAAAAACAGCAUACAACAAGACCACAACAAGAGGACAUUUGUCAUCAUCAAAAAGAUGGAGAUCGAAAUGGAUGCACCACCAGAAGACAUGAUGGAUCCUGGUAUGGGCAUGGGUGCUGACAUGGGCAUGGAUAUGAACGACGAGAUGACUAUGAAACCCGAUCAAGGCAGUACUAAUUAUUCGUCGUUUUCUGCGCCACAAGGGCAACAUCUUCAGGAUGGGAUGUUUAUGGUUUUGAUGCUUGUAAUCCUUUUUGUUGGUAGAAGUUACCUUAGAUUUUGUACAGCUACAGUUGAUCAUGUUGUAGCAUGAAAAAAUCUUGUACAAUCUAUACCUACUCGAUCAUGUCAUUGGCUCUUGGACCACGAGAAAGUUUUUAUUGUUGAAGAUUCUCACACCCUCAUGAUGCUGCACCACUUCCUGUCCUGCGCCUGUUCCUCUAUGCUUAAAUAAUCUAGAUCUACGCUUACAGAUAUACCUCUACAACUUGUGGAACAUUCUCCUCUUUCUCUUCCCCUCUCCCCUCUACUUUCAUCUCCUCUCCCGGUGGCCAUCCUGAUGCGCAGUUAGAUGGUGGGCCGCCGCCGCCUUUGCCUCCCAAUAUGGGCGAAAACCCGAUGAUGCACAACAACAUGAUGGUGCCACCAGGUGGGGGGUUACCAGGAGGUCCGCCAGGUGGAGCACCGCCAAAGGGAAUGCCAGGAGUUAUGACUCUUGAGAUCACAGAUUUACUUUCACUUGGGUUGACUAGCCCUAGUAGAGAUAGCAGAUUCACUUGGGUUGAGCACUAGUAGAGAUAGAUUCUGAUUCACUUGGGUUGCGCACUAGUAGAGAUAUUAGAAGUCAUAAUUUGAAAAUUAUUGUCUAGAACAACGUAGUUAUGCGAUGGUGAUCGAAGAUUACGUAAAUCUAUUCCUGAUAUCAUCCUGCUUGUGCACCACCUGUGUUCAUUUGACGUUGACAGACAGAACAAGAACCGUAUUAUAGUUUCUUGCGCGGCUUACCUGCAAGAUAAGUAGUUUAAAUUUGGAAGGGAAAGAAGAGCAACUCCCACAACCAUGCGUCUGUCUCAGUAUUUCACUGACUCAAAAACGUUUGUCUUCUAACCUCCGUCCCAUGAUGGACAUGCCUCCCCUUCCAGUUCCUCCUCCGAUG